UACUGCUGCUACCACUACUAUCACCACUAUCGACUCAGGGACUUAGAGGGAAUAAGAACACACGGGGAGCUAUAUACCACGAGUCGCACUCACGAGUCGCACUAUUUGUGGCAUCUCUGUACUGAAUAGGAAAGCCGUGUCUGCCUCUCAAGUUAUCAUUCCUGCCUCUACUGUUGACGCUGCACUAACAACCUUAUUCUACUCCACUUGGCUGCCUCACAAGGCGGAAACAGUCAUCACAACAUGCGGGGGCUGUGGUGGCCUGUUGCUCACCAGCUCCUAAAACAGACAGCUAGAGUGACCUUGCCUCGCAGAUUUCUUCCUGAAGCACGAAGACGUUUCUACAAGAAUGUGACAGUGGCAGGGAAUGGAGGUAUCUAUGAAGUGAAUUUGGAUCUCCACAAGCUAAAAACUCCAAAAGGACACACCUUACAGAUUCCUAACUAUGGCCUUGCCCUGGCUGUGGCACAAGAAUGGGCAGCCUCUAAAGACAAAAUUGUUCCCAGUCUCAUGCAUCUGACUGGCCUGUCCUACACUGUGAUUGACAACCCAAACCAUGAGACCAAAUGGGACACAGUCCACAAGACUCUGGAGUACCUGGACACCGACACUCUCCUGUUCCGAGAGGAGCAGAGUGAGGAGCUGAACACACUGCAAGCCAAGGAAUGGGACCCUAUCUUGGCAUGGUUUAACCAAAAAUUUGAUGCAGACAUCAAGCCGUGCGCCGGGCUCUUUGGGGCGGACAUUCCUGACCCUGUCCGGGAAACUAUUAGGCGAUACCUUCUCUCCUAUGAUGUGUGGGCAGUCAAUGGUUUCCUGUACGGAGUGGAGGCAUUGAAGUCCGUCAUCCUCACUAUUGCUGCUGCAGAGCGCAAAAUUACAGCAGAAAAAGCUGCUUUUCUUUCAAGACUAGAACUAGAAUACCAGACCUCCCACUGGGGCUCAGUGGAGUGGGCGCACGAUCUGGACAAGCAGGAGGUCACGGCCAGGUUUUCAGCGGCACUCCUGUUCAUCCACUUCAACACGUGGCAAGCCACCACCAAGCACAAGGCCAAGUAGUCAGUGUGUGCACAGCUCUCCUCUCACUCCCAUGCAAUGUGUAUAGUAAAAAAAGUGGAAGACCAUGUUAGAUAUGUUAUUUUUAUUUUGCCAACAUUUCUUAUAUAAUUAAAGAUGUUGACUUACA
Molecule: messenger RNA, 1186 nt
Organism: Portunus trituberculatus (swimming crab)
Lineage: Eukaryota; Metazoa; Arthropoda; Malacostraca; Decapoda; Portunidae
Product: ATP synthase mitochondrial F1 complex assembly factor 2-like
Exons: 8
Coding region: 244-1059 (271 amino acids)
Biological process (GO): mitochondrial proton-transporting ATP synthase complex assembly
Cellular component (GO): mitochondrion
Source: RefSeq, a predicted model, not a curated record